ACCCAGCAGGCCAGAGGCCAGCAGUUCGCCAUCUUGUUGUAGGUGUUCGCUAAGAAAAGUUGUACAAUUUGUUUAAUUUUCUUGUUUCCGUCCGAUAAUUUUUCAAGUAUUACGUGUAUAUCUUUCAAAUAACUUGCCCAUUCGAACGGACCAAGGAUAAGGGUUCGUUCUAAGGGUCUGUUCCUUCUAAAUGGUUCCUUGCAGACAGCAUGUCUACAUUGUCGGGGAUAACAGCGAAAGGGGAGAAAGGAAAGUCAAAAUUUCAAUCGUUAGACAUAAAUAAUCUGUACAGAGCAAGCAGGGGAGAAUCUUUGGAAACACAUCAGCACAAGAACACAUCAUCACGUCGUCAUGGCAUGCAAAGUUUGGGGAAGGUGCCCUCAGCUCGUCGCGCUCCAGCUAACUUACCAAGUUUGAAGUCCGAAUACAGUGGUAACGAUCCAGCCGUCAGCUUAGUACCCAGUGGAGGAACAGGAUGGGGAAGCAAACCUGGAGAAACGGGACCACCACCACCGACUACUCAAGUUUCCACCACUGUCACCACUACACCUGUUGUAACAUCUGUCACCAGUGCUCCUGUUCCCGCCUCCGUGCCUGUGAGCACCACCCCUACCACUUCCACUACAGCAGCAGUCCCAAUCAUUGUUUCCACUCAAAGUCAAGGCGACAAGUCAUGGAGCUCCAUAACAUCCAGUGGCACAGAGAAUACUCCGAUGUUUCUGGCUCACCAGUCACCUUAUUUUCAACAAGAGUUUCCUUCACUGUCCGGAGAUGCAAGUGCCAUGUCUGGAUCAGGUCCAAACAAAAGCGAUCCUGCUCAUUUACCCGGACCAAGUCUCCGCCCUCAGACGGAAGGAAGUUGGAUGCAAGGUGGCAGUCGGCCUCAGGGGCAGAUGACAGCAGGGGGUGGCAACCCGCCGGGGACUGUUCCUGUCCCGGGCCCCCUCCCACUCCCACAAGGUUUAGAUAUGGGUGGCGGACGGAGCAGCUUGGCCCCACCUGGGGUGGGCGGGGUCCCGGCAGGCCCACAAAACCACUACAGACUCAUGCCUCAGUUUAUGAUAAGACACAAUCAGCCUCCAGGUGGAUUUCCUCCGAACUAUCAUCCAGGACCACCUCGACCUCGAUUUCCUCCAUCACCUGAUCUGAGACUUAUGCCACCAAAUAAAGGGGUGACAAAUAUAGAGCAAGAAGAGAUCACUUCAAGACCCAUCAUUAAGGAAGAGGACCUUAAAGUCAUGGAUGAAAUUUCAAGAGAUACAGGCUGGGCAGCUCAUGAUGAGAUUGAUUAUAAUCAAACUUUGUCAUUCAGUGAUGAGGAAGGAGUUCAGGAUGAUGAGUCAAAAGCAAAAAGCUAUCGCCAUUCUUUGCAGAUGAUGGAAAAACGUGAUGUGGACAACAAAAUGUGUUCAGAAAAAGAACGCAGUAUAUUGGAACCUGAGGAGAAAGUCAAUAAAGGUGUGAGACAAGGAGAAGAUGAGGAAGAUUGGCGUGAAAAACGAAGAGUUCAAAAUGAACAAAUUGCUAUUGCAGUUGAAAGAGCAAAACAAAGAAGAGAAGAGGAAGAGAAACGUUAUAAUGAAAUUAGCCAAGCAGCUGCCAGAAAGCUUCAUAAGUUGGAAGAAAUGAUUCGAUCAAAAAAUGAUAAAGAUGAAACUAGUGUAUCGUCACCUCUUACUACACAACAUGGAUCAAAUACCCUUUUACCUGAUUGGGAAAAAGAUAAGGAAAGAAACAGGUCAAGAACGACAAGUGAGAAUAAGGAUGAAAAAUCUGCUAAAGAUCACGUUGAUAAUUACAGAAAUAUUCAGGGAGACAAUAGAAGUAGUGGGUUUGGUCGUGACAGAGAACGAGACCGUGACUUACGACCCGAUAGAGAUGCAGCGGCUGGGCAACACUUCUCACGGCAGUUCCAGAAUAAUUUGCCACCCCGCUUCCAGAAACAAGCUGCUGAUAGGCCUUCUUCAUAUUAUAGACAAAAUUCUGGUGGUUCUCCCCAACCUCCUCCUAGUGGUCAUCCCACAUAUGAUAUGAGAUGGCCUAUUGGUCAGGUUGGCCCCCAUUUUGGAGGAUCUAGUGGCGGCAUGAAGACUCACCGAAAUUGCAAUGAACGUGAAAUAACAGAAUAUGAGAGGGAAGAAACCAAGGCAGAGAGAGUGGUUUUGGACAAUGCAAUGGACAGAGACAGGGCGAAUCACCCCCCCAGUAGAGAGAGGAAUCAUGAGAGCAGCUGGAAAGGUCCAGGCUAUCAUGAAGAGUCAAGUCAUAACAGAAUCAUUUCUGAAAAAGAAUUUGAUAACCGACAGUUUAAAAAAUGUCAGACGAGUGAAGAUUACAUUAAAGAGAAAGAUACAGAAUACAGAUUUUGUGAGGAGGUCAGGGAUCUGGACAAAAAACCUACUGAAAACAAAUCUGUUAACUUGAUUCAAGAUGAUCCUUUUGAUGAGAGGGAGGAGAAAUGUGACAAUAAAAUUGAAGUUGAUAGACGAGAUAAGUUUGACUCAAGAGAUCGACCAGAGAGACCCCAAAGACCUGACAGUCGAGACAGCCGGGCAUCUCGAGACUCUAGGAAUUCCAGAGAUUCAGUAAGAGAAGACAACAAAUUUGUUGAAGAAUCUUCAUUGUCUUGGGCUGAUGCUACAUAUGAUGUGGAACAGAAAGAGGACAUGUGUAGAAAAGAUAUAAAACAUGAAUCAGACUCAAGGCGAGACCUUCAUGUUAUGCAGUCUUAUCAUCAGAGGCACAUUCCUGGACCAAUUACUAAAGAGAAGUUAGAAGCUUCAGAACUCAGAUGUGAGUCCAAUAGAAAUGUAAACUUGGUACCUCUGGUGAGAACUGAUAAAAAGCCUGAAGUUAAGAAAAUUGAAAAUCAGUGGGAAGUAGAAGAUACUAGUGGAGAUGCCUGGCAGCGAGUGACAGCAUCUCCUGCACCUUCUACUAAAACUAAUAAUGAUUGUUGGGCUGAUGUGUCUCGCACCAUACCCUUGUCUUCUGAGCCCUCACCGGAUGCAGGUCAAGAGGAUCCAGUUGAAUCUCAAACAUUAAAAACUGAUACUAUAGAGCAUAAUAAAACAGUAACAAAAACCUUAAAUCAAGAACCAGAAGAAUUGGACACAAAUCAUAGACCUGAGUUUCAGAGAGAGAAAAUGGGUCGUGGAGGGAAUCGUGGAAUGCGUCAUGAUUCUCGUGGUCAGAGGCCAGGAUGGGGAGGUAGUUUUUACAGAGGGGGAGCGGUGCUCUGGAGAGGAGAAGGUAGAGGGAGGAGAACUCAACAUAGACGACCCAAUGGUAGUCACGAGUGGGGUCAUUCAGAGUCAGAAGCCUCAGCGGAUGAAGUGUCUGCAUCUACAGAGUCUGGAAAAGAGGACAAACGUCAAGAUCAAGAACACAAACAGUUCCCAAGGUCGCCAAAGCAAGGAGUUAAAAAGUCUGACAAAGAUGAACGUAUGAGGGAUAAUCGUAAAAUAGAGAAUGAUAAAGAUAAUCAUUCUGUUGGAAAUGAUCUCCGACGAUAUGAGAAGAGAGGGACGUAUGGAAUGGGCAGUGGGUUUGAGCCUAGGGGUGAGCCUUCCCGCAGGGGACGAGGUGCUCCCUUCCGUUCCAAAGGUUCUGCUACAAAUGUUGGUAGACGAAUGGAUGGUUACGGCCCACCCACUUCUAAGAGACCAUUUACAUCCGAGUCAACUACAAGUAUUCAUGACGACAAGAAACCUGAAGAUUCUUCACAAAAUCCGGCUACAAUUAAAGAAGAUACACUUAAUAAAAUGAGUCAUGAUGAAAGAAUGAAGAUGAACCAGCAGCAAUUAUCAGCUGGAAUUAUAGGUAAUACUUCACGUCAAGGAAACUUCAAGUGUCAGCCUCAAAUACCUCCUCGUUUACGGAGGAAAUCAGAGGGUGAAAGAAGAGAACGUAAACCAAGAGAUCCUUCAGGACGAGGACCACGAGGUUCAUUAAAAAGUGGGUCUGGCUCCGGAGGCGAGAUUGGGGAUGAGAACUGGGAAACUACAAGUGAGGCCAGUGAACAAGAGGAGAAAGAACAUGAAGAUGAUAGAAACAAUGAAGCCUCCAGGAGGAACUUCAAUCAAAAUAGAGGAAACUCACGUCGUCAGUCUCAGCCAAAUCGAAGCAUUGGAAGAGAAAAACAAAGAGGUGGCUCUUAUGACAGAGAAAAUGAUAAUAACCCCAGAAGGUCGAUGGUGAAUGGCGGUAUCAGGUCACAGAAUAAAUCUCAGACAGUACCAAAGGAACAAAUGGAGGUCAAAACUGCUGAGCAAUGUGACAAGAAGCAACCACGAACUGACAAGGACAAACGGAAUAAUUUGGAUCGCAUAGAUCUUUGCAACACUGCCAGUGUGGUGGUUGUUGAUGACCAGCCAGAGGUUACUGUCGAGGAAGACCAAACCAUUUUUGCUACAGACAGUAACGGCUUCCAAGAAGUGCGCAGCAAGAAGAAUGUGAAGGAGGCCAAUCGACAGCAGAAGGAAGAACCUCAGAAGGGAUCAAAGGAUCGAGCCAAGCCGAGUAAGCCUCAGAGUUCAUUGUCGCCUGGCCCUUCUGUUGGCUCCCAUCUAUCGUCUGCACCUAUCAACAAAGGGUCAUAUGAACAACGACCUCGCACGGGCAAACUUCCUCCACGAUUUGCUAAGUUGCGAGAAAACACCAGAUUGCAGAAAAUUGCACAGCAGCAACACGAUGUGAAUGAUUUGAAUAAAAUCAAUCAAGGCGGUGCUUCUGUUUUCCCAACUAAAGAUUUGCCGAGUCCUGCACCACCACCACCAGUCAAUGCAUGGGACAAGCCAAUCACGGCAGCAUUGCGCACCAAUACUCCUCCCACUGUACCGAGUAGUGUUUCAAAUUCGAUUUCAGUAUUAGUUGACUCAAGCAAUGUUGAAGUAAAUGAUCAAGUUCAGUCAGGUACAAGUAGUCAACGUAGCAGUCCAAAUGAUGAAAAAACUGGUGGAAAGCUUUCAAGAGAGCAAUCAGAGAAAGCCGUAUUGGAUGGUACCUCACCACCUGUUCAAACAAUUAUAUUUGAAAAUACCAAUUAUAAGUCUGCUCCUAUGGAUGUGGCAAUGAAACCAAAGUAUACCAAUCAAUUAAAUAAAAGUCAAAGGCCAGAAAAGGCGAAAGUUUCAGAUCGUAAACUUGAAGAGGACACUGUAGCAGUGAGUUUUAAGGCACCAGGGCCUGAAAUGAAGCUGCAAGAAACAAAAUCUGAAGCUAUUCAAAUGCCAAUAUCAUUUAAUAAGAAUGAAGAUAAUGCUGAUAUGAAGUUGGACUUCAGAUUUGAUUCAGAUUUGUCACAACUGGCAGAUGAUAAAAGUAGUAAAAAUAUUGCAAUUCAAAUGACAAGAUCAAUUCAAAUGGCAGCCCAAUCAGAACUUCAGUUCAAGUUAGCUUCUGUUAAAAAAGUAUGGGAGAAUUCCCCUGCGGUGCUAGAACAUGGAGAGGAAAACAGCACAGUUUCUACUGCUAAUACCUUCACACCAACAUUUGGCAAUUCUGUGGAACCUGGAGUUGACUCCACAAUUUCUGAUGAUGGCAACACUCUUAAUCCUGAGGGUGUUUACAACGCCGGCCAACAGUUGCAGAAUAACCCCAGUGCAUAUAAUGGAAACACAGUUCAAAAUAUGAUUAAACCAGACCCUUCCAGUAAUGUUUGUAAGUAUAGGGAAGGUUUGGGAGGGAAGGGAACUCUGAAGCUCAUUCUCCCUGAUGUGCAGCUGCUUGCCCCGCAGGUGAAACCGCAGCCCCAGGCCACGAUGCACCCUCAUCCUGGACCUCUGUCCCCUCCAUCUGGGGCAUUCACCUCAUCCCCAGCACAGCCUAGCCAACACAUUAACUAUCAGUCUCCAGCUCAGUAUGGUGGAAUACCAGCAAUACCCUCACCACCGACAGUGUUCACUCCUCAGGCUGAACUAUAUCCCACAUUCCAGUUAAACAACCCUCAGGUGAUAGGGAAUCAAGGGCGUUCUCAGUUCUCACAGUUUGCCUCUCCAUAUCUAUCGCAAGGCCUAGGUCAAACAUCAGGGUUCAGCCAGCAGUCUAUGUACCUGCACCAGACAGCUCCACCGCCACCUAGUGCAGCACCACCUGAUAUUUUUCAGACACAGCUCUCUCAAUACCGCAUCCAGCCUCCAGCUUAUGGCACAUCACAGCAGUUGAGCAAUAAUCCCAACACAGUCCUGAUCUCUUCAAGUACCAACUCUCUGAUGUCUGCUAGUGUGAAGCCUUCCCCUCAAUCUAUUGGUGCAAUCGGAAGCAAAGCAUCCUUUCAGACACCUUCACAACCUCCUCCAUCUCAGCUCUACAUAUAUCCUGACCCACAAAUGCUGAACCAGAGCCCUUACCAACUGAACUCUCCGCUUGUACAGAGGCCUGCUAGCAACGUGGUGCCAACCAUCCCUCCCUCAUCUUCGUAUUACUCUGCAUCUACAGGAGGAGGAGCAACAGGCUUCUACCAACCAGGUGGUUCCAGCAUACAAGCAGCAGCAGCAGCUCAGAGCAUGCAUCAGUCGACAUUUGGUAUGCAAGCCUUCAAUACACAAUCACCUGCUGCCACUCCCGCAGGCAUGGGCAGCUUUGGAUCUACUUUCCUGUCUAAUGGGUUACAGAUGGCGCAACAGUACCGCAGUACAGCGCCCUCGUACCUCAAGUCCGCAGCAGACCACCAAGACGCCCUCUCAGUCUUCUCCUCUCCAGGUGGACUCUCUACCCAGAUUAAUCCUCCAAAACCCCGUGGCUCCAGCAGUGGGUGUGGGAGUGGUGGGAAGCCGGGUUCCUCCAACGGCUCAUCGCAGCAACAGCCCAGCCCCACCCAGAGCCACCACAAGUUCUCCGCGUAUCAACAAAAUGUCUCACCGACAACCCAGUUCGUGAUACAACAACAGCAACAGCAGCAGCAACGAGGCAGUGUAAAUGUGCGAGUGGCACCUUGCUACCCAGCUCCCAUCCAGCGGCCUGUCAGUGGCCAGUGUCAGUGGACUGUGAGCCGCCACCGUCUGCCUACCAGAUACAAGAUGCCACCGCACACCACUGCUGUCACUGCUACUGCCACUGCCACCCACUUCUAUAUUCAAAACAAUUCAACUAAAGUUGACAACACUGAACUUGUAGAUGUAGUGAAUAGUGAAAGUGAGAACAACAGUUCCAUCACUGCUACUACCGAAAACACUACUGAAGACCCAACGUCUGCCAAUGAUUGAAGUCUUAUCAAGCUUACCUUGCUCUGUUGUUUACGUUUUCAUAGUAUUGACCUUUGUAAGCAACUGGUAGCCAAUGCAUCAGGUUGCUCCUUGUUUCUGUACUGUUCAAUUCCAGUCUUCUCGGCUUUAACUGCCUUAAGCUAUGUUCUCUAGUACUACUGAUACCAUUGGGUUGUUAGGGAUAGGUAUGUAAAAUAACUUGUUUGUUCAUAUAUAUAUAUAUAUUUGUCUUUUUACUGAACGUGUAUCGAAAACUGUAGAUCAUUUUUUACACCAACUGGUGCUCCUGUAUUUAACUUAACGAAGUUUGGAGCAGAGCAUUUCUUGCUGAACGAUUUAGCAUGACUAUUAGAAGUAUUCACUUGUUUAAGCUUACUUUAAUGGACAUUCAUGAAUUCACAAAUUAAAUUUGUGUAUUUUAUGAGUAUAUUUUGUGUGCAUUUUUGUGUAUUUACGUCAACAAAGACUAAGAAGAUGUAUAUUACUACUUUGUUCUCUUUUUGUAAUAAAGAAUAAUGUUAAAAUAAAAUGUGGAAUUGUUUGGUAUCACAUUGCCAAGAAAUAAUUUAAGACACACAAUGCUAGUGAGCCUUAAUAAAAGUUUUGAUAAACCAAAAUGUGGAAUUGUUUGGUAUAAUAUUGCCAAGAAAUCAUAUAAGACACAAGUGGUAGUGAGUAUUUGGUAAAGUUUUGAUAAAUCAAAAUGAUGGAUUGCUUCGUGAAGUGUGCUGGAAAAGUGGUGUUUUUUUAUCGUAAUGUGUCAUGACAAAUGAUUAUUUGUAUUUAAUAGAUUAAUACUUAAAUUGUUAUUUUUAUUGCGAGUAUAAAACCAGUUCCAUACAAUGUCAUAACAACACCUGGAGUCUCAAAGACAGCUGGUAAAUAAUAAUUGUGAUAUGUUAGAAUUUAAUGGCAUUAAUUGAGAUAAAGUAACAAAUGUUAAGUUUUGUUUUGUCUAAUUUGAAACUAUUGUUGUUUUGAAACAGUGGGUUUGGUUUUAUUUUUCAAACUCUGUUGAGUAUUGAAAUUAACUGGUCACUCUUUGGGUUCGUUGUAAGCUCAGUCAAGCUAUCAAUGUAGUUAUCCAUAGUUGCAAUAAAUUUAAGUAAUGAACUAAAAA
Homalodisca vitripennis (glassy-winged sharpshooter) is the source of this 8325-nucleotide messenger RNA. RefSeq names its product protein PRRC2C (gene nocte). The record is from RefSeq and is a predicted model, not a curated record. NCBI's taxonomy places the organism in Eukaryota, Metazoa, Arthropoda, Insecta, Hemiptera, Cicadellidae. Gene Ontology annotation, biological process: cell differentiation. The transcript has 38 exons. Bases 210 to 7205 code for a protein of 2331 amino acids.